This is a messenger RNA of Coffea arabica (coffee), 1396 nucleotides long. Lineage: Eukaryota; Viridiplantae; Streptophyta; Magnoliopsida; Gentianales; Rubiaceae. The record is from RefSeq and is a predicted model, not a curated record.
UUAUCUUUCAACAGAAAAAUCUCUGGAAACCAUCUUCUCCGACGGUUCCUUCAUUCAGUCAGCACUCAGCAGCAAUGGCUGCAAUUGAAGCAGCAGCAUUCUCCAUACUUUCUUCUUCCUCUUCGCUCCCGUCAACUUCCCCUAAAUGCUCUUUGCACUUCCUUAAACUUCCCAUUUCCACCUGUGCCCUUCCUUUUUCCUCGAAACGCCCACUAUAUCCCCUCCCUCCACUGCACUCCGCAAGAAAACCAAGGUUCCAAAUAUGCUCAACCUCCACAAUUGAAGAAGUUGUUACAGUAGAAGAAAAAACAGAGCCAUCCGAAGAGAAAACAGAGUCAGCCCCACAAACCAAUCAGAAAAGAAAGCUUUUUGUGCUAAAUUUGCCAUGGUCCUUCACCGUUGCUGAUAUUAAGAACCUCUUUGCUGAAUGUGGCACUGUUACUGAUGUUGAGAUUAUAAAGCAGAAAGAUGGUAAAAACAGGGGCUUUGCAUUUGUGACAAUGGCUUCUGGGGAAGAGGCUCAGGCUGCUAUUAAGAAAUUUGACUCUCAUGAAUUGUCUGGUAGGAUUAUCAGGGUAGAGCUUGCAAAGAGAUUCAAGAAACCCUCACGUUCACCUCCUGAGGUUCCUUCCCGUGGUGAGACCCGCCAUAAGCUGUAUGCAUCCAAUCUUGCCUGGAAGGUGAGGUCUAGCCACCUGAAAGAAUUCUUCUCUGCCUACAGUCCAGUUUCGGUUAGGGUUGUCUUCGAUAGUCCUUCAGGACGAUCUGCUGGGUAUGGUUUUAUCUCAUUUGCCACAAAGGAGGAAGCAGAAGCUGCAAUGUCUUCUUUGGAGGGCAAGCCUUCAAAGAACUCCAUCUUCUCCAAACUGCAUAUCAGUUUGUCUUGGUACAAUCCUCUAGCAGAGAGUGGGCAUGUAUAUCGGUAGCUCAUGGAGCUGUUGGGCAGACCUAUAAAAUUGAAGUUCAGUCAAAAGAAUGAUGACGAAUCUGAAAAUGAAGUGGAAGAAACGACCGAGGAACAACCUGCGGAUCAAUAGCUUCACACUGAUUCUGGCUUUGAUGAUGGUGCUUGCAGACAGAAGAGGAAAAUUACAAGUUAAGUUGAUGUUCUUCCUCUUAUCCUGUAUAUGAGCAGCCAGGAGCACCAUCAUCUACGUUUUUGCAUUUCCUUAGAUUAUACUCUGUAAGUACUCAAGCUAGCAGUCUGUAAUGGCCUUCGUCUGUUGUAUGAUAUUCUCCCUGCAGAUUUUACACUAUACAGUCUUAGCAACGUAGAAAUUGUACAAUCAUGAAUCUUGUGGCAGCUCAAUACUAGGCACAUAGUUUGUGUACACAAAUAUGAUUGUGAAAUCUCCAUAGCAAUUACUUGCAAAUAAAUGAGACUUUUCUUACUUUA